AUGUGUUCAACUCACGCAUUCUCCAACCGCAGCUCGACCCUUCCCUUUCCCUCACCUCACGUCCCCCUCCCGAUGAGCCCGUUGUGCCGCGUGCCCUACCCCAGUAGCGAGGCGGGGAGCAGUGGGGCGGUUCGUGUACCAGCGCCUCUGUGCCUGCCAGGUGCUGCCAGCGGCGAAGCAUGGGCCGGAUCGGUGUGUAGUGUUGGCCCACGCGUGAACCAACAGUGGCACCACGCCUCCUCUCGUUUACUCCGCCCCCUUGCUCCGUCCGUCCCUGCCCUCGAUUCUCCCCUCCCCUCCCACCCCCCUCCCUUCCUAACAUUUCUCUCCUUCGCUCUUGGCCCUCCUUUCUCCUGUUUUGAGCCACCUCCACUAACCCUCCUGUGUGUGUGCAUUGUUCCCCUCCCACUUCCCCUGUGUGUGUGCAUUCUUCCCCUCCCACCCCCCCUGUGUGUGUGCAUUGUUUCCCGCCCACCCCCCUGUGUGUGUGCAUUGUUCCCCUCCCACCCCCCUGUGUGUGUGCAUUGUUCCCCUCCCACCCCCCUGUGUGUGUGCAUUCUUCCCCUCCCACCCCCCUGUGUGUGUACAUUCUUCCCCUCCCACCCCCCUGUGUGUGUGCAUUCUUCCCCUCCCACCCCCCUGUGUGUGUGCAUUCUUCCCCUCCCACCCCCCUGUGUGUGUGCAUUCUUCCCCUCCCACCCCCCUGUGUGUGUGCAUUCUUCCCCUCCCACCCCCCUUACGCUUGCGUUCACACACUCGCCAUACCUCCUGCUCACCCUCGGCUUCCUGGCAGCUUCCUCACGUGACGCAGCGCUGGCAGUGGUGGCAUGGGGCGCAUAUCUUCACUGCAGGACCUCAAAGGGGCGUGCGCUGGCAGGAAAUAGUGGUGCCAAGUCAGCACCUACAUGCUCAUUCCCCGCUCCCAACCCACCCCCCUUCCGCUCACCCAUCCCUCUCCCUUCUCUCCCUAACACCCUUCAGCAAGUUUUGGACCAACCCGCAAGUGUUGUUGUGUUGCACGAACCCGUAGCAUCUCGUCUGCGGCUCUGCCUGCACGACUCAUCAGCAGCAGCGGCAGUGGUGAGCGAGGUCUGCGUCUGCCUCUCUACCAUCGCCGGGCACUCUGAAUCCCUCGCCCUGCAAGUGUUGGACCAACCCGGAGCAUCCCGUUUGCUGCUCUGCCUGCACGACUCCUCGGCCUCCCUGCGGGCGUCAGCGCAGCAGGGAGGGGUGAGGGAGGUGGCGAGGCAGGGACCGGCAGCAGCAGGCCGGCUGGUGGGCAUGGGGAGCAUCGGGCCGCUGCUGGAUGCUGUGGGCACGUGGAGGGACGAGGUGUGGUGGCUCUCGGCUUCCUGGCAGCUUCCUCACCAGACCAGAUGCAGCGCUGGCAGGGGUGGCAUGGGGUGGCAUGGGGUGGCAUGGGGUGGCAUGGGGCGGCAUAUCCUUGCUGCAGGACCUGGUAGUGAUGGUUUAUGCUCACGCCAUCCUCACAGGGGCGUGCGAGUGGGCGCUCUCACGUGGGCGCGGAACAAUCGUGGGAGGGCACACGAGUUAAGUGACGAAGUGGGGAAGGGAGAAAGCGGGGAAGCAACGGCCGCUAGUUGCGGUGGCGCUGGUGGGGGUGCAGCGGAGGGGCGUUUCUCAAGGGGGCAGAGAUGCGAGCUUAGGGGGACAGAGAGGCGAGCAGAAGGGGGAGAGAUGCGAGUAGGGGAGGAGGGGAGAGAAAGGUUUGGAGGCCCCGCGUGCGACAAGGCCUUCACGGUGGUGUUGUCGUUAGUCGAGUCACCCGUCACGUUCUUGCCCGUGCGACCUUCCCCUAUCAACUCAUGUGAGCAGUAUGAAUUCGUUCGAGCAAUAUGGAUUCAUGCGAGCAAUAAAAUUAUGCUUAUAGCAUGCAAGCCUCAUUUUCCUGCUCUGUCCCCCUUCAAUCACUCCUCCCCAUCACCAGUGACUCUGCUCCCAUCCUAG
Closterium sp. Naga37s-1 is the source of this 1968-nucleotide messenger RNA. The record is from the annotation of a GenBank genome assembly. NCBI's taxonomy places the organism in Eukaryota, Viridiplantae, Streptophyta, Zygnematophyceae, Desmidiales, Closteriaceae.